UACAAAUGUUUGCGGCACCAAGGCAAUGUACAUGUCCAAUAUUUUUUCUCUCUUUUCUUUUAAUAAAAGAUAAAAAGAAAGAUGCUUUUGCAACGACUACAAAAAGAUGCUUCUGCGAACGCUCUUAAGAUCUCGUGGUCGUGGAGGUCCAUUGAUUAUAACGAUAGUUAAAUAGUUCUUUCUUUUAUUAUGCAUAACCGCUUCACUUACGUAUUCUAUUUCCCUUUUUCAUUAUAUAUUUGUAUACAUAGUAUCUCUUUCACACUCACUAAGCCUUCAAAGUUGUAUCCUUAACAACUUUGCUACUUUGUUCACCAGUUUCCAUAAACAAACACUUGAAUUUCACAUCUUCUUAUAUCACUUAAUUUUUUUUCAUGGUCUCUAAAUUUUAAGUGGAGCACAAUGGAAAAGGUAUAGGAAUAUAAUUAAAGACGAAGACACGUUGGCUAGAUAAAUAAGCUCAUCCAACUACAAGGGAUAGUUAAUGGUUAGACUGGGUAUCAAAGUACAAUAUAGAAGUUGUGGGCGAAUUGGAGAUAUGUUGAAAGAAGUUAAAGCUAUAAGUAUAAUGCUGGUGGUCCAGUUUAUUUUCGCAGGAAUGUACAUUUUGUUUAAGCUAACGGUCGAUGAUGGUACAAAUCUCAGAAUCCUCGUGGCUUAUCGUCUCUCCUUCGCCACCAUUUCCAUGCUUCCCCUCGCCCUCAUCUUCCAGAGGGAUAAGCGGCCAGAAUUUACAUGGAGACUGCUCUUUCUAGCCUUUCUUUCGGGGAUGCUUGGAGCGGCGAUACCAAAUUUUCUCUAUUUGCCAGGACUUGCUCUUACAUCAGCUACCUUUUCGACUGCGGCCAGUAUCCUUGGUCCGUUGAUCACCUUGGUAUUGUCAGUCGCUUUUAGGAUAGAGACUCUUCGGCUGGGAACGAACGAAGGGAGGGCUAAGCUUGUGGGGACGUUGUUUGGUGCCGGUGGGGCUCUCGUAUUUGUAUUCUAUAAAGGUGUUGAGAUUCAUAUCUGGUCAACACACGUUGACUUACUUAAAAACUCGAACGCUGGUCAAUCUUCUGGCCAAGCCACUGAGAACCACCACAUCUCAAUUCCAGGAGUUCUUAUGGUUUUUGGAUGUAACGUUUCCUUCUCACUUUGGUUAAUAUUGCAGGCAAAAAUAGGCGAUCAACUUGGAGGAAGUUAUUGGAACGUAAGUCUGAUGAAUGCGAUGGGAAGUUUGGUUUGCAUGAUUGUUGCUCUCUGUUCAGAACGUAACUGGAAACAAUGGCGAUUAGGAUGGAACAUCAGCCUUCUUGCUACGGUUUAUUCGGGAGUCGUGGUCUCAGGAAUGGUCAUACCUCUUAUUGCUUGGUGCAUUAAAACAAAAGGACCGUUAUAUGUUACGAUGUUUAGCCCUAUAAGGCUUGUGAUCGUAGCCCUCGCCGGAUCAUUUGCUUUAGAGGAAACGCUUCAUUUGGGAAGUAUAAUUGGUGCAAUGAUAAUGGUGGGAGGUGUAUACCUAGUUAUAUGGUGUAAAAUGAAGGAAGCGAAGAGUGCCUCUGCUACAUUGGACCACAUUGAAACAAACAAGAAUAUCAAAGAAGUGAACCUUGGCAAUCUCUCAGCAAUAAAUAAUAGAGAUGACCCGUGAACCAACCAUAUAGCUGCAUCAUCAAAUAAAGUCCGUAGAAAUGGAAUAUAUAUGGACUACUAGAUGGAGAAUUUGGACAAUGUCUUUGAUUUUUCACCCUGACUUCAAUAUUAAAACACUAUCUAUAACUUGCUACUUAUAUCUCUUAAAAAGCUAUGUUCUAUGUUAUAUCGUGAAAAUUUCUGUCAACUAAUUCAAAUUGCUCAUGAUACAAAUAGAGUCCUAAGUGUCUAGCUAUUUUUAAUCGGCUUAAAUUUAAGAGCAUCAUUAACGAUAAAACUUUGUAGAACCUUCUUUCACAUGUAUUAUAUUGAUAUACUCCUAUAUAAUCUUUUUUAUUAAACUUUAAAACAAAAAGAACUUAACCAAUGAAACUGGAAAAGAACAAAUGAAAAGAGAGUAUCUCGAAAUUGGUUGAAAAUCUCUCGCUCAAAAAACAUUUCUUGUGAUUUUCUGUCUUUCUCAUUUUAUGUUACUUUACCUGUUUGCCCGUUUUUCUUCUCUUUUAUAGAAGACUUCCGACUUCUUUCAAUGAAUAUGUAGCUUUUGCUAUUUGUUCAUCUUGUCAUUUGGGAGUCGUCAGAUAAAAGCAAGGUCUUCUCUGAAUUUUCCUUAGAGACCAGUUCGAUUCGGUUCAUGGCAUGGCUCCUAUAGUGGAAUUGGAUUAGUGUGGUUUAGAGCCUUAAUAAGAGUGUCAUGUUUGGUCCUUCAAUAAUUUCAACUGUGGAUGUUGACGUUCCUUUAUGUCUUUUUAUCAUGUUUGGUUCUAAAUUGUAUUGUUAAGUUCUUAGCUUGUAUAUUUGUUUAUGGUUUUGGGGGACUUGCAGUUCAUCCGCCGACUUAAUCUCUAGGGGAGUUUUUUAUUCGGAUAGAUGUUUAUGGGGAUUGUGUGUGUUCGAUGGCUUUGUCAUUCUACCUUGUAAUGUUGUUAUGAUCAAGGAAAUUUACCAAAGAAAAAAUGAUUACUUUCCAUCUGUAGUAAAGUUCUCUAAUGUAAUUGUCAAAAAAGUCUAGUUAUAAAAAAAUUAUCAUUGUCUUCUUCCUAUGAUAGUUCAAAAUUUCAGGUUUACGACUAUGAUUACUUUCCAACAUGUAGUAAAGUUCUCUAAUGUUAUUAUGACCAGUGCAGUCCCAAUAUAUUUUGUGGCAUGAAGCAUAAUUAUAAAUAGUGGCCUAUGCUAUUUAAUAAUAUUUUUAUCAACAUACUAUAUAUUAUAUACAAUAUUUUAUUUUUAAGAGAAACAUAUUAUUGUUUAGUCCUGCAUAAAAAAUUUAGAUGAAUAGUAGACUAUUAAGUGAUAUUGUACCUAUAAUGUUUAGUGUUUUUAACAAAUAAUAAACACAUUUUAGUAGUUUCUUGAACCAUUUUUUUGUUAAAAGGUUUUAGAGAAAAAUAUUUUUGAACCAUUAUAUUCUAACAUUAGUUUCUUUCUCACAUACACAUUCAAUCACAUUACAUUCUUCUUUACUUUCUAUAAUUUCAUAUGCAAUGAUGGAGAUUAGAAAACACCCAAUAAUAACAAAUGGUUAUAAAUAGCAAAGAUAAUAGAAACAAAAGAAAUAACAAAUCAGGUGUCCAAAACAAAAGAUAAAUACAAUGUGAACAUAAUAUAAAAACAGAGACUUUAAUAGUUUAAGAAAAAUCACAAUACAGAAAAAAGAAUACUUAAACUAAGAAGUCAAAAACAAUAUUUUUAACCACUCAGCUAUAUUAAUAUUUUGAAAAUGUGGCCUCAAAAGUUAUACUUUUUUUGUGGCCUGAAACUCUUGCUUCAUCAGGCUUAUGGAAGGCACGGGCCUGAUUAUGACUAUGAUUACUCAAGUUAUGUGACACGUCAAUCCAUUGGCAUCUUAAUAGUCUAGUUAUAACACAUCAAAGGAGACUAAAAAUAAUUUUCAUGGUAACACGUAUGGAAGAUAGCAUAAACGUAAAUGAUUUACCUUUUAAAGCUUACUCUUUUAAUUUGCUUCUGCUUUAAUAAUAAGGGGAUGUUGGAAAUCGGAUCAAAUUUACUUUCCUGCAAACUAGAAGAUUCUUUUAGUACAAAAAUCGAUUCACAUAGUCUGCAUAAAAAAUAUUGUACUUGUCUAUUUAAAUUGACGAGUGAUCUAGGAAAUCCGCAUAAUAUUAAUUCUGAUAAGAUAAUUAUUUAUAUAUUUCUAAUUAUUUUUAGAAAAUAAAAUAGUUAUAUAUUUAUAAUUAAAAUUAAAUAAAUAUUUAUAAUUUUACAAAAUAUUUUUUAGAUUUUUUUUAUAGAAAUUGUGGAUUAUCAGGUAUCAACUGUUUAAGUUCGACACAGUUGGUUCCACAUAAAAUAAAUUUAAUCCGUAUCUUUAUUUGCAUCUCAAACAUUUUAAGUUGGUCAGCGUGCAUCUGCCUGCGGUAAAUUAAAUAGUAGGAUCUUACUAAUUAGUAUUCCUUUCUUUUUUUUGAUAUAAGUCGUUUUAGAGAAAUUUUUUUGUUUCAAAUUAUAUGUCGUUUUCGGUUUUCUAUGUAAAAUUUAUUACUAAUUAAUAUUGUCUGACCAAUGAUAAUAUAUCUUCUACUUUUUUAUUGGUUGAAUAGUGAUUAGGUAAAUAAUUAAUGAUGUUUUUGUUUAGAAAAUAUAAGAAAUAAAUAUUUUUCUUAAUUUAUGUGAAUAGUUGUAAAACGACUUAUAUUUAAAAAGGGAGGGAGUGUGACUCAAAUUUCCAACUGUAAUUAAUUGGUAUCGGUGAACCAUUAAUCUAAAAUAGUGGAAGAAAAUAAAAAGAAGUAGACACUUUUGCAGUAGUAUUAAAGGGAUCGAUAACGAUAGGAGAGGAAUAUGCGCGGCACAUGGACUAGCGGUCAAACCUGGCAACGGUGACAUUUCUAUAAACAUUCACAAAAGCUCACAUUAAAGGAGAGAGAAAGAGAAAGAAACCAGAAACAAUAACAAAGAAGAUCUAAAGAAAAAUAAGAAUGAUGAAAAAGCAAGUGACAAUAGUGGCGGCUCUUCUGAUCAUAAUGGCUUUUUCUUUCAACUUAGAUAUGGUUGCGGAGGCUCAGUUAGGCCCCGGAGACUGCUACGAUGGUUGCUCCACAGGCUGCGUCCAGCGCGACUCGAGAAAGAUGGCCCGAUGCGAUCGCAAGUGCUCCAUUCGGUGCGGCCCAGAUGCUAAAAAGGCAAGAAAGACUGGUGCAUAAAUCUUUAUAUCCACGAUGAUCCAAUUAGAUUCAAUGAUGUUGUAAUCUCCGUUUCAUAACUGUAUCGCUUCAAAACAUAUUUCCUAUUGUGUGUUGUUAUCGUAAUCAGUCAAUAAGGCAAUACAGCUACAAUGCUUGAUUUCACUUCUAGUACAAUAAUGUAUUAACAACUUUGAAAUGUAAUGAAAACCGGACCAACCGGUUUACUAAAA
Brassica napus (rape) is the source of this 5014-nucleotide messenger RNA. RefSeq names its product WAT1-related protein At1g25270-like. NCBI's taxonomy places the organism in Eukaryota, Viridiplantae, Streptophyta, Magnoliopsida, Brassicales, Brassicaceae. Gene Ontology annotation, cellular component: plasma membrane. The record is from RefSeq and is a predicted model, not a curated record. The transcript is spliced from 9 exons. Gene Ontology annotation, molecular function: transmembrane transporter activity. Bases 485 to 1633 code for a protein of 382 amino acids.